AUGGCCACUCGUACGCGUCGCCCGCGCGGUCUUUCAGCGAACCACGUGAAUGAGGAGGAGCGGCUUCAGAUGAUCAUGAACGACAAGUCCACUCUGUCGUCGGUGCGGCUGCUGGGCAAGGAGAACUGGGUCAAGAUGGAGGAGCGCCCCAACUGCUUCUACUGCGCGCGCAAGUUCCGCCCGUUCUCCAUUAAGCGCCACUGUCGCUCUUGCGGCGAGGUCGUCUGCUCCAACUGCUACCGGCGACGGAAGGUGAGCGUGACCCCGACGCUGGAAGUCACGGUGCGUCUGUGCUUCGACUGCAUCGACAAAGCCAUGCUGCUAGCCGAGAGCGAGAUCAUCAACGCCAGCACCCCCGCCCCGGAUACCAAGAGGACGUUCCGGGACAGUGUGCAGACGACCAGCACCAGCACGUCGCUAUGCAGUCGCUUCUCGGACUUCUCGUGCUGCGAUAACUGGAGUGACGUUAGUAGUGACAGGAGCGACACCAGUAGUCUCGGUGGCAGUGGCGGCCCCAUCCCGGCCAGUCAGCGCGGCAGUCGGCGCGGAGGUCCCGUGAUCCCGGCCACGGACGUGAUCGAGUUCCUGCCGGAAGAGGAGCAGUUUGAGAUCUACGAAGGCCGCCGCCACGAAAUCCUCGCGAAGUUCAAGGUGCUCGACACCGAGCCAGAGAAGGAAUACGACGCGCUGUGCGAACUCGUCCGUCAAGUAAUGGAGUGCAGCGUGGCGGCGGUGGCGUUCAUGGACCAGACUCGGCAAUGGUACAAGGCGCGAUACGGCAUCGCUCAGGCGGAGCUGCCGCGAGAGAUUUCGUUCUGCUCGCAGCUCCUGCAGACGCCGCUGCCCACCAUCAUCAUGGACGCGUCCAAGGACCCGCGUUUUAGCGAGAACCCUCUCGUCAAGGGCUCGGCCAACAUCAGAUUCUACGCGUCGACCCCAAUCUGCGACCCUGACACGGGGAUUGUCAUCGGCUCGGUGUUCGUCAUGGACCCGAUUCCAAAGCCCAAGCUGCCACUGCGCGCCAUGGAGGUGUUAUCCUACGUGUCUUCAGCAGCUGAGAAGCUUCUGCAAGGCAAAGACCCCUCGCCCGUCCCGUCAUCCGUGAAGCAGAAGAGGAACUCGUCAGCGAGUCGCCGUGAGUCGACGCCGCCAUUCCCGGAAAUCCGUGCUGCAUCGCUGCAAAGUGUACCGGAAGAGGUCGAAGACGGAGACUUCCGCGUCACGCAGCCGAGAUCGAACGCCUCCAGCGUGUCUUCAACCGGCAGCCUGCGCAACAGCCAACGCGGCAGCUUACGCCGAUCAGGCCCGAAGCCUCCGCUGCCAACCCCAACGUCUUCUGGGUCGAGCAAGUCUUCGACCAUGUCCACUUCGAAGCUCAGCAUCACCGAUCUGGUCUCUUCCGAUUCGAAGACCAUGACCACGACGCAGCAGCCGGUCCCUGCCCAGUUCCAGAGCCUCAACUCGUCAUGCAUGGAGAUCUUCAACCGGAUCACGUCGACCCAGCAACUACUGGCACAGCAGCACGAUACCCUGUUGGCCACGCUGACGCAGCACUCGACACGCAUCAGCUCCAUCGAGCAAACUGUGGAUCGGAUUGAAGGCAUCUUGUCCACACAUCGGACCCAGUACAUGCCGCAGCUCGUAGACGCAUCCAGUCGACGGCCGACUGACAUGUAG
Messenger RNA from Phytophthora sojae, 1677 nucleotides. RefSeq lists its product as hypothetical. The record is from RefSeq and is a predicted model, not a curated record. The transcript is spliced from 2 exons. Gene Ontology annotation, molecular function: metal ion binding. Bases 1 to 1677 code for a protein of 558 amino acids. Lineage: Eukaryota; Oomycota; Peronosporomycetes; Peronosporales; Peronosporaceae.